AUGUCGACAACACAACAGCCACACUGGUCCCUCCAGAAGUCGUUUGCUGAGCGGGUAGAGAGCUCGUCGCAUCCCCUCACCAGCUACCUCUUCCGCCUGAUGGAGGUCAAGCAGUCCAACCUCUGCCUCAGCGCCGAUGUCGAGCAUGCGCGAGAGCUCCUCGCCCUUGCCGACAAGAUUGGCCCCUCGAUUGUCGUCCUCAAGACCCACUAUGACCUGAUCACAGGGUGGGACUACCACCCGCAUACCGGCACCGGCGCCAAGCUGGCCGCCCUCGCCCGCAAGCACGGCUUCCUCAUCUUCGAGGACCGCAAGUUCGUCGACAUUGGCAGCACCGUUCAGAAGCAGUACACGGCCGGCACCGCCCGCAUCGUCGAAUGGGCCCACAUCACCAACGCCGACAUCCACGCCGGAGAGGCCAUGGUGAGCGCCAUGGCCCAGGCCGCCCAGAAGUGGAGGGAGCGCAUUCCCUACGAGGUCAAGACGUCGGUUUCGGUCGGCACCCCGGUCGCGGACCAGUUUGCCGACGAGGAGGCUGAGGACCAGGUUGAUGAGCUUCGCAAGAUUGUACCCCGCGAGAAUAGCACCAGCAAGGAAAAGGACACGGAUGGGAGGAAGGGUAGCAUCGUCUCCAUCACGACCGUCACGCAAACAUAUGAGCCGGCCGACUCGCCACGUCUGGCCAAGACCAUCUCGGAGGGCGAUGAAGCCGUGUUUCCCGGCAUUGAGGAGGCGCCUCUAGACCGUGGACUGUUGAUCCUGGCGCAAAUGUCAUCCAAGGGCUGCCUUAUGGACGGCAAGUACACAUGGGAGUGUGUCAAGGCGGCGCGCAAGAACAAGGACUUUGUCAUGGGCUAUGUCGCGCAACAAAACCUCAACGGAAUUACCAAGGAGGAUUUGGCCCCAGGCUAUGAAGAUGGGGAGACCUCAACGGAGGAAGAGGCGCAAGCAGACAACUUCAUUCACAUGACACCCGGCUGCAAGUUGCCACCACCGGGAGAGGAGGCGCCUCAGGGUGACGGACUUGGUCAGCAGUACAACACGCCGGAUAACCUUGUCAACAUCAAGGGCACCGAUAUCGCGAUUGUUGGACGUGGCAUCAUCACCGCGUCGGAUCCUCCUGCCGAGGCUGAGCGCUACAGGAGGAAAGCCUGGAAGGCGUACCAGGAUCGUCGGGAGCGUCUGGCCUAA
Sordaria macrospora k-hell is the source of this 1191-nucleotide messenger RNA. RefSeq lists its product as uncharacterized. The record is from RefSeq and is a predicted model, not a curated record. NCBI's taxonomy places the organism in Eukaryota, Fungi, Ascomycota, Sordariomycetes, Sordariales, Sordariaceae. Gene Ontology annotation, cellular component: cytosol. Gene Ontology annotation, biological process: 'de novo' pyrimidine nucleobase biosynthetic process; 'de novo' UMP biosynthetic process. Gene Ontology annotation, molecular function: orotidine-5'-phosphate decarboxylase activity.